Messenger RNA from Scomber japonicus (chub mackerel), 3393 nucleotides. It is a transcript of the gene znf574, whose product is annotated as zinc finger protein 574. The coding region runs from base 7 to 2991 and encodes 994 amino acids. Gene Ontology annotation, molecular function: DNA-binding transcription factor activity; RNA polymerase II cis-regulatory region sequence-specific DNA binding. NCBI's taxonomy places the organism in Eukaryota, Metazoa, Chordata, Actinopteri, Scombriformes, Scombridae. The record is from RefSeq and is a predicted model, not a curated record. Gene Ontology annotation, biological process: regulation of transcription by RNA polymerase II. The transcript has 10 exons.
CCAGUAAUGUCUGAUUGCGCCAUGGAGAGUUCGUCGGUGUACAUGUGCUUCCCCUGCUACCAGGAGUUCAACACUCUGGAGGAGGUACUCAAGCACCAGUUGACUUGCACAGCUGAGGAUGACCAGCCACCAGACACAUCUGGAGCCACUCCAGUCACUGUUCCACUGCUACAGACACAGCAACAAGUAUUAAAUAUAUCAAGGACAGAUGCAUUCCCAGAGACUGAAAUACAAGUAGGAGACUCCUUGGUGCAGCAGGUUGAGUGUGAGCCGAGUGGCAGUGAGGAGGCUGCUGUCGGUGUAAAUACAUCAGAUCAGCCCAGAAUCCUCUACCAGUGUGGGGACUGUGAUGAACUAUUCAAGAGCCUGGAUCUCUGGCAGCAACACCGUAAAGAAGGGAUAUGUCAGCAUGCUGCUACUGGGGUCAUGUCAAAUCCUGAUUCACAACCUGAGCCAGAAACCCCCUUAGUUCAGAGCUCAACUUCGACUUUGAAUCCAGAGGAGUGCACUUUCUCAGAGGGUGAUGCGAGCAGAAAUCUUCACCCUGAACCAGUGGAAGAACCUGCAGUAGAGGAAGAGGAGCAGCAGGCUGCAGAGAGCACUUCAGCUCAGACUUCUGAUCCUGCUGUUUCUGAGGUGGUAGCUCCAACCUCCAUUCAAGAAGAUUUGUCUCCCAGGAGGAGAGGGGCUAACAAAAAGCCUAAACCUGAACCGGUGCUCCUGUGUGUGGACUGUGGUUCAUGCUUCGGCCUUGUGUCUGAACUCGUUUCCCACCGCAAGACCCAACACGGCUUUGAGGAAGCCCUGCACCGUUGCUCUGUUUGUGGGGAGAGUUUUUUAAACACUACCCUCUUCCUCUACCACCGCAAACAACACAGGCAGAAAGGUGAGGAAAAAGUGGCAGCAGGUCCUGAAGUGACAGAGGAGGUUUACGUUCAGAAUAAUGGGACUGAUGAGCAGAGGCAGGACGCCGCUCCCUCCGCCACCAGUGCCACUUCCACUUUUACACAGCCAGAGUUGUUCAUGUGCACCCAGUGUGGGGAGAGCUUCAGCGGUGGGGCAGGGCUGGCCACACAUCGUACGGAGAAGCAUGGUCUGCAGGAGCCGCUACACAGUUGCUCCCAUUGUAACGAGAGCUUCAUGAACACCACCCAGUACUUGUACCACCUCCGGCAGCACCGCUUCACAUCAGGCACAGGGGUGACGGAUGGAGCUGAGACUGGUGAUGAAACAACCGCUGCAAAUCCUCAGGAUACUCCACAAAGCUCAAAGCGGCUUCUUUCCUCACCUGCCUCUGCCAGUGAAUCAGGUUCACCUUUACCUAAGAGGAGUAAGCCAUCUUUCAGGAUUCUGAGCGGUGGUAAUGCACUCAAAGGAAACAAGAGUUCAGGCAUCAAAGAGGAGUCAGAGAGCAGCAUUGCAGCAGACUCGGACACCACCAACCUCCCUCCUCCUACCAAGUUGCUGCAGGACUGGGCCCGCACACCUCUACCCCAUGUUUGCCCCUACUGUGGCAAAACCUUCACACGACGCGUCUUCCUCCGCACUCAUGUCUACAGCCACACUGGAGAAAAGCUCUUCACGUGCAAGGUGUGCACAAAGUCCUUCACUAACUCCCAGAGCCUGCUGCGCCACAGCAUGAACCACACGAGCUCCAGGCCGUACAGCUGUGAGGUGUGUGGCAAGAACUUCUCGCAGGCAGCCACCCUGAAGAGACACCAACGUAUUCACAUGUCCGCACACCCUCGGCGCAAACGUGGACGCAAACCGGUGUGUAGUCUGGACAACGAGGGAGCUGCUCAUCUCUACCCUUGUCCUAACUGCCCCUCACGGUUUAACACGGAGGAUCAGCUCAACCAUCACAAAUUGCUCCACACCAGCCACCCUUUCCCUUGCCCAGAAUGUGGAGAGGCGUUCAAACGCAGGAAAGACCUCGACCUGCACUCGCUCACUCAUCAAGACAAGCAGCCAGCGAUGUGCCCUCACUGUUCAUCCCAGUUUAUCAACCAGUCAGUGCUGGAAAUCCACAUGCAGCGAUGCCCUACCACCGAUGAGGAGAAGAAUGCUGGUCGUGGACGGGGCCAGGGCAGAGGGCGGAGCACUGGACAGAUUGAGUGUGACCUAUGCGGCCACCGUUGCAUGACCCAGGAGGGCCUUGACCUCCAUCGGUUAUCCCACACAGGCCAGACGCCUCUCAAAUGCCCAGUGAGGCCUUGCCGCCGCCGAUUUACUUCCAACAGUGCCCUGGAGGAGCACGUGCUGGCCCAUUUCCAAGGCACGCUCGGCAAGUCCAAAAACCGACCCCGCUUUCGCUGUGAAGUUUGCCACAAGGAAUUUGCCUACAAUUCUACCUUCAUUGUUCAUAUGAGGACACAUACUGAUGAGAGGCCCUUUGAGUGCAACACAUGUGGCAAACGCUUCCGCCAGCUGCCCCAUCUGCAGGACCAUGAGCGCAUCCACAGUGGCCUGCGGCCUUUCUGCUGCUGGAUUUGUGGAAAGAGUUUCAGCGUGGCUGCCCGUCUCACCGAACACGCCCGCACACACAGUGGCGAGAAGCCCUACCCCUGUCCGCACUGCCCUGCUGCCUUCCGCUCUCGCUCCAACCUGGAUAAACACAUCCGACUGCAUGGAGAUCUGCCUCUCGAAAAGGUAGAGGAGGCUGCACAUGCAGCUGAGGCCGCCCAUGUCCAGAAAGUGCUGGAGGGGGCCAAGGUGCUGACUUCUCUGCCAGAGGAGGUUGAGUCUGGCUCUGUGCAGACCAUCUAUGUACUGCAGGGGGGCGAAGGAGGUACUGAGACGGUCAUGAUCCCAUCCGAUCAGCUCAGUGGCAUGGAGGGAGCCUCACAAGUUGUCAUCCUGCCCUCCUCCGUUCUGGGAACUCAGGGCAUUACUGUUCCGACUAUCACCAUGGAUGGCAAUGAAAUCACUAUGGUGGAGGCAAGCCAUUCACCACAGCAUGCCAUUGAGUUCAUUGUGGAGGAGACUGUAUGAAUGCAGGUACACAAGGACAACACAGAGGAAGUAUUGAGCAUUUAGUUAAGAAUGUUGACCGUUAAUGGAGUGAACAGUUUGAUCUAAGGAUAUGCAGUUGUUUCCUGUAUAUAGAUAAUAGAUUUCUCAGCCAGUGUAACCUCAAGUUCCAGUUUGUGUAGUUGUAAAACUUUACAACUUUCCUUGAGCUUAAAACAAAUUUGAUAACAUUGUUGUGUCAGUGAACCUGGUGACAUAAACUUUGACACAAAGAUGACACAUUCACAAUAACAAAUUGAAGUUGUAUUUCAUUUGGAUUGAAAAACAUGUUGGCCCGUGAUUGUACCGAGACAUCUGUUUUCAGCCCCUAUUUAUUAGGGGAAGACUGGUGGUGACCCAUGAUUCUGCUUUAUAAUAAAAUAC